Molecule: messenger RNA, 2463 nt
Organism: Pyricularia pennisetigena
Lineage: Eukaryota; Fungi; Ascomycota; Sordariomycetes; Magnaporthales; Pyriculariaceae
Exons: 5
Coding region: 1-2463 (820 amino acids)
Biological process (GO): regulation of DNA-templated transcription
Cellular component (GO): RSF complex
Source: RefSeq, a predicted model, not a curated record
AUGGUUUCCUCAAGGAAGCGUUCCUUCCAGGAGGUUGAUAAUGAAGACGUCCAGGCCCCCAAGGAGCCUUCUUUGCUGCAGCGCAUUAGAAACAUGUGGCAACUCGCCAAUGUCGCGCAGUUCAUAGCUAUCUUUGGGCCUGCACUCAAGAUCGAACCUCCGGAUAUGGAUGAACUGGAGGCUGAAUGUCUUAAGCCCCACUCGACCGCGCUUCAAGAAAUUGGACUGGCCAUGCUCAAGUUUCUCUCCUCGCAUAGAGGCCUAACACUUGAGUUGUUUGACGAGUAUACCAGGAGGCAGUUUACUUCAAAGGCCCCCGAGCUCGAGAACCCGUUUGGGAAUGAUGAAGUUGCGCUCAGAUUUGCCGAUUUUGACAUCUUCAAAAAGAUUCGAGUACUUCAUCAAAUGACGCAACUUUUGCUGCGGCAAUCCGACAAGUUGCGUGAACGCAUGAGCGAGAUCAAAGACGCGGAUCAUGACCAUACAGCUUGGAAGAGGAUUGAACCUAUCGGUUGGGAUGAGGAUGACCGUACAUACUUUCUUCUGGACGACAACAGACUUUACAGGCUGACUGAUGCACCGCCGCCGAAACCGCCCGCGCCGAAGCCGAAGAAGAACUCCAAGAAGGCACGUGCUGCUGCCAGGGCUGCGAAGCGGCGGCGCGUAUCUGGAGCCGCAGACUCCACGGUUGAUCAUGACGAAGAUGGCAAUGAAGAUGCGCAGGACAACCAGGACUCAAAAGAGUUAGAGCAACCUGAAGAUGACGGUCUUGGCGGGGCAAAGUGGGAAUGUAUCACCGUCUCGCUGGACGAUGUCAACCGAUUUCUUGAAACGUUGAAAAAGACCAAGGACCCGAACGAGAAGAUACUCAGAAAGCAAGUCCAAGACCACCUGGUCCCCAUAUUGGAGCGAGAGGAAGAAAAGCGUCAAAAGAAGAUCCGGGAGCGAGAACGAGAGCUCCUGAAUUUGGAAAAGAUGGCGAACGCCAAACGCUCCAGCCGUCUGGCUCACAAGGCUGAGAAGACCCGUAUCGACGAACAAAAUCAAGCCGAAAAACUCAAGCAGCUUGAGCAGGAGGCUGCUGCCCGGAAGGAACAGGAGAGACUGCGCAAAAUUGAAAAGGAACGAAAUUCAAGGUUAAUGUCAAGGGAGAAGCGCUUGAGGGAGCGAGAAGCGCGCCGUUUACAGCACGAGCGAGAGCUCUCAGUCCUUUCAGAGGAUAGCAAAAGUGUUGGGUCUGCCCCUGGACGAAUGUCAGAGAGGCGUCGAGAGGCUGAGAUCCAAAGGGCUAAGCGAGCUCUUGAGGAGCUCGAUGACGAAGAGGAAGAAUGGGUGUUCGACUGCGUCUGUGGGCUGCAUGGCCAAGUUGAUGAUGGCGAACAUAGCGUGGCGUGCGAAAGGUGCAAUGUUUGGCAGCAUAGCAAGUGUCUCGGCAUCGACCAGGAUCAGUCAGAGCGGGAGGAUUUCCACUUCAUCUGUGAACCCUGCAAACGUCGCCAGGAGGAGGACGAACGUCUCCGUCCUAGAGGCACAGUCAUAAAGAUCAAGCUUGGAUCCGCCAGUUCGUCUCCUGCGACCGCCAAGACAGCUCCUGCUGGACAAAAUUCCAAAUCAUCCCAGGACGCAAAACAGUCGACAGUUCUCAAUGGCGCUGCUAGUGAAAAUGCCGUUGAGCUUGGCACAAAGGCUGCCGAUCCACCGGCGAGUAACGUCAAGACACCGAGAGUUGGUGACUUGUCUUUCACCACGGCCAGCUCUCCAGUUCUACCGCCCCCGCAGGAGCAUCAAAACUUGACCAUCCCGAUCAAGUCAGCAGCCGCUGCGCCGCCGCAGUCUACGGAGAGUCGUGCGUUACAAAGGCCCAAACCUGAUGGUGUGCACAACCCGUUUUCGUCUCCCCACCCGGACCUAUCGCCGCCCAGCCAGUCCCCUACAAAAGCUCGGGCGUACGAUACCGUCUUUGAGCAGUCCAGCCCUACGGAUGUCGGCGGCGACACGAAUGGGCAGAAGACCAAGGCCAAUGGCCGUGUCCAUCCCUCCACCACACCCGUCCUGGCACCAGCACAGCCCAGAUCAGAAUCUGCGGCUGCCAUGAGGCCUCAAUCCCCAACAAAGGCCAGUUUUGACUCCUCGCGGCAACCACUUCAGUCCAAGGCACAAUCCCCGGGUGCGAACACGCUGCCGGGUCCAAUGACUACGCCGCAAUUCAAACCCGGCUUCUCGGAGAAUAGAUCAGUGCAGAAGCCAUCGCCUUUGCCCCCCUCAAGCGCAGGCAUGUCACCUACGAAGCACUCGCCGUCUUUCCCACCGACGACUGUGAACGGUAUUCACCCGAGCUCAAGUCCGACACCACCGGUGUUGCCACCUAUAGAGGCUCUGUCACCAUCUCCACGCCCACAGGAUCCAACACCACCAGUAAAGCCGUCAACGCCAGCCUCGAGCUUCAACAGUGGGAUCCCUUGA